UUCUUGCAAGUUAUUACCAUCUCACCCCAAAUAUCUCUCCUCUCUUCUUCUUCUUCUUCAUCAUCUUCUCCUUCUUGUUUUGUACUCUUGUUCUUCUCAUUUUCUCACCUCACCAAAAUUCCUGACCAUUCAUGAUAAAUUCCCCAAAUCCAACCCCUACCCUUUUCAAUUCACACUCUCUUCUCUUCAAAGCUCGCUCCUUUCCCCCAUUCCACAUGAACCCUUAACCAACCCCCAAAUCUCACCGCAAAAACCCCAAUCUCCGAUGGCCGCCGCGGCGCUCCGGUCCAAACCCUCCCGCGAAACUGCCUCGCAACUCCGCUACUUCCUCCUCCACUACAUGCACACAGCUCGGGUCGCCACCAGCUCUCACUGCGUCUACCGGACCAAAGGCGACGACUUGUUCGCCAACACUCCCUACCACUUCACGGCGUUCAAGCCCGUCUCGCUCUCCGGCAACCUCGCCGGCGGGAAGGACGACCGGAGCUGGGGGCGGAGAUUGAACGGGAGUUGUGUUAUGUCGACGCAUGGGGACCCGCCGGAGGUUUGGUCCGGCGACGGGAUUGUGGUUCGGGCCGGGCCGGGGUCGAAUUUGUCCAAGGGAGGUGGCGGCGGUGGCGGUGCGGCGGGUGGCGGCGGCGGCGGCGGAGGGUUUGAUUCGAAUGGGAAAGAUGAGUGUUGGGGUGGGUCCAACUUGGGGAGUAGUUUUCCGACGCCGAAGGAGAUUUGUAAAGGGCUUGAUAAGUUUGUGAUUGGGCAAGAGAGAGCUAAGAAGGUACUGUCUGUUGCGGUUUACAAUCACUAUAAGAGGAUAUACCAUGAGUCCCAGCACAAGUGGUCUGCAGGAGAUGCAGGUAAUAAUAAAGCAGAUGCUAUGAAUGACGAUAAAGUGGAGCUUGAGAAAAGUAAUAUUCUUGUAAUGGGGCCGACUGGAUCAGGGAAGACACUACUUGCUAAAACCUUGGCACGAUUUGUGAAUGUUCCCUUUGUCAUUGCCGAUGCAACAACAUUAACUCAGGAAAGAUAUGUUGGGGAAGAUGUGGAAUCAAUUUUAUACAAACUUCUUUCGGUUGCUGAUUAUAAUGUGGCAGCUGCACAACAAGGAAUUGUUUAUAUCGAUGAAGUUGACAAGAUUACCAAAAAGGCUGAAAGCCUAAAUAUCAGCAGAGAUGUAUCUGGAGAAGGUGUUCAGCAGGCAUUACUAAAGAUGCUGGAAGGAACAGUUGUAAAUGUUCCAGAAAAGGGAGCUCGAAAACAUCCAAGAGGUGAAAAUAUUCAGAUUGAUACAAAGGAUAUUCUUUUCAUAUGUGGGGGUGCCUUUAUCGACUUAGAGAAGACCAUCUCAGAAAGACGCCAAGAUUCCUCCAUUGGGUUUGGUGCUCCAGUUAGGGCAAACAUGAGAACUGGUGGUGUUACAGAUGCGGUGGUUACCUCAUCCUUACUGGAGAUUGUUGAGAGUAGUGACCUUAUUCGAUAUGGAUUGAUACCUGAAUUUGUUGGGCGGUUUCCUAUCCUUGUCAGCUUAUCUGCACUAACUGAAGAUCAAUUAGUUCAGGUUCUAACGGAGCCCAAAAAUGCCUUAGGGAAGCAAUACAAGAAGAUGUUCCGUAUGAAUGAUGUCCAACUGCAUUUCACCGAGGGUGCCCUGAGACUAAUUGCUAAGAAAGCAAUAUCAAAGAACACUGGGGCUCGUGGAUUACGAGCACUUCUAGAAACUAUAUUAAUGGAUGCCAUGUAUGAGAUUCCUGAUAUUAGAACUGGUGAUGACAUAAUAGAUGCAGUUGUUAUUGAUGAAGAGGCUGUUGGAACUGAUGGUCAGGGUUGCGGAGCUAAAAUCCUCUAUGGUAAGGGUGCGCUGGAUCACUAUCUUUCACAAAAUAAAGAGAAGGAUGUUCAGAUUACAACCGCAGAAGGGUCUGAUGUAGAGCCCGAUGGCGAAGCCGAGCUUUCUUCUGUUGUUGCUAGCAUGUAACUUUAUGCGGAAAAUCUAUUAUUUGUAUCGCGAUCCUGUACAUAUCAAACAUUUAUUUAAUAAAUCAUAUAAAAGCUCGUUGUGUACAACCUUCACAAGGGUUGAGCUGCAGAGUUGCGUAGGGUUCCCUCUGUAAGUCUCAUCGCGAUAGUCUAUACUCCAUAGCAUACUCACCUCUGUCAAAUACAUUUCUUUCUUUCAGCUCAGGGAAAACCACAGAAAGAUCGAGUGUAUAUUACAUCUGAUUGUUUCACUGCUUUGAUGUUUUCGAUA
Molecule: messenger RNA, 2245 nt
Organism: Argentina anserina (silverweed cinquefoil)
Lineage: Eukaryota; Viridiplantae; Streptophyta; Magnoliopsida; Rosales; Rosaceae
Product: CLP protease regulatory subunit CLPX1, mitochondrial
Exons: 15
Coding region: 266-1972 (568 amino acids)
Biological process (GO): protein folding
Cellular component (GO): mitochondrial matrix
Molecular function (GO): ATP binding; ATP hydrolysis activity; ATP-dependent protein folding chaperone
Source: RefSeq, a predicted model, not a curated record